Messenger RNA from Carassius auratus (goldfish), 1094 nucleotides. RefSeq names its product low-density lipoprotein receptor-related protein 5-like. The annotation marks the transcript as partial. The record is from RefSeq and is a predicted model, not a curated record. NCBI's taxonomy places the organism in Eukaryota, Metazoa, Chordata, Actinopteri, Cypriniformes, Cyprinidae. The transcript has 5 exons.
GUCAGUCAUUCCCCUCCUCGUGCCUCCUUCUACUAUCGCUAGAAGAGUCGCUCGGGCGAAAAAAAAACUACAAAAGUCCAACUGACUGACCUACGGACGGCAAACUUUCUCCUAACACCAAUACCUCGAAGAAAUGGAGCUGGGAUUAUGGAAUUAAAGCAAGGAGCUCUUGCGAUGGGGAUUUUACUGCUGGAACUGCUGCUUUGUUGUAGUCUGACGGUGAUUCGUGGUUCUCCCUUGCUGCUCUUUGCCAACCGGCGGGAUGUUCGGCUGGUGGACGCUGAGGCGGGCCGGACGGAGUCCACCGUGGUUGUCGGUGAUCUUGAGGAUGCGGCCGCAGUGGACUUCCUCUUCUCAGAGGGCCUGAUAUUCUGGACGGACGUCAGUGAAGAGGCCAUCAAACAGACCUACUACAACCUCUCUACUAUCUCUAUGAAGGAGGGCACACUGGGCAGAGGGCAGACAGUGGUGGUAUCAGGUCUGGAUUCUCCCGAUGGCUUAGCCUGCGACUGGCUCGGACACAAACUCUACUGGACCGACUCGGAGACGAACCGCAUUGAAGUGGCCAACUUGGAUGGCACCUCUCGCAAGGUGCUCUUCUGGCAAGAUCUCGACCAACCCAGGGCGAUAGCGUUAAACCCUGCUCAAAGGUACUUGUAUUGGACCGACUGGGGGGAGGAGCCAAGAAUAGAAAGGGCGGGAAUGGAUGGCUGCAAUCGACAAAUCAUUGUCCAGACGCAAAUAUACUGGCCCAAUGGAUUGACCAUUGACCUCGAGGAGCAGAAACUCUACUGGGCGGAUGCAAAGCUCAGCUUCAUCCACAGGGCCAACUUGGACGGAACAGCUCGGGAGGCCGUUGUGGAGGGUUCCCUCACUCACCCGUUUGCCCUCACUCUUUAUGAAGAGACGCUCUACUGGACAGACUGGCAAACCCGAUCCAUCCACGCCUGCAACAAACAUAGCGGAGAGAAUCGGAGAGAAAUUCUUAGCAGCAUUUACUCACCAAUGGACAUCCAGGUGCUGGGCCAAGAGCGGCAGCCCAACAGUGAGUCUACACGUCUCAAAAACUCAAAAAACUGGUUGAUAGAUGUUGG